Molecule: messenger RNA, 1170 nt
Organism: Closterium sp. Naga37s-1
Lineage: Eukaryota; Viridiplantae; Streptophyta; Zygnematophyceae; Desmidiales; Closteriaceae
Source: the annotation of a GenBank genome assembly
AUGUUUCUGCUGAGCCGCAAGAUCAAGGCGCUGGGGGUGAAGAUGGUGCUAUCUGGGGAAGGUAGCGACGAGGUGUUAGGGGGUUACCUGUACUUUCACAAGGCGCCCAGCAAGGAGGAAUUUCACCGGGAGACAUGUCGUAAGCUCAAGGCACUUCACAUGUAUGAUUGCGUGAGGGCCAAGAAGGCCACGUCAGCAUGGGGGCUGGAGGUGCGGGUACCCUUUCUGGAUAAGGAGUUCCUUGACGUGGCAAUGAGCAUUGAUCCUCAGUAUAAGAUGAUUCGCAAAAGGGACAGGCGCAUUGAGAAGUGGGUCAUUCGACGGGCUUUUGACGACGAGGAGAGGCCUUACCUACCCAAGCACAUCCUCUACCGCCAAAAGGAGCAGUUUUCCGAUGGGGUGGGGUACAGCUGGAUAGACGGGCUCAAGGCGCAUGCAGAGCGAAUGCACAUUCUCUACAGGCAGAAAGAACAAUUCUCUGACGGCGUGGGGUACAGCUGGAUAGACGGGCUCAAGGCGCAUGCAGAGCGGAUGGUGUCGGACCAGGUGAUGGCCAACGCUCCCAACGUCUUCACGUACCUCCCGCCCCAGACUAAGGAGGCGCUCUUUUACCGCCGCAUCUUUGAGAAGCACUUCCCCCAGUCAUCUUGGAGAAGCACUUCCCCCAGCGCUCUGCUUCGCUCUGCUCGUCUGACUGUCCCUGGAGGUCCCAGUCGCUCUGCUCGUCUGACUGUCCCUGGAGGUCCCAGUCGCUCUGCUCGUCUGACUGUCCCUGGAGGUCCCAGUGUUGCCUGUAGCACGGCGGCAGGUGCAGCACUUAUAGUCCCUCCUUCCCCCCAACCCCCCUUCCCUUUCUGCUACAGCGCUCUGCUCGUCACACUGUCCCUGGAGAGCCCAGUGUUGCCUGUAGCACGGCGGCAGGUGCAGCAUGGGAUGCUGCCUGGCGAGACAACCUGGACCCCUCUGGCCGUGCUGCUCUGGGUGUGCAUGCUGCUGCUUUUGAAACCCGAGGUCCAUAGCUUCCAAAGCACGGCAGCAGGUGCAGCAUUGGAUGCUGCCUGGCAAUGGCAAGGGAACAUAGACCCCUCUGGCCGUGCUGCUCUGGCCGUGCUGCUCUGGCCGUGCUGCUCUGGCCGUGCUGCUCUGGCCGUUCACGAUAGUUACCGGUAA